AGCUGCUCUCCCACCCUUCAUGUAGCUUCGCCUCUAGGAAGAAUUGACCAAUGUGACCAUAGCUUUGUGGUAGGUAACUUAACGUUCGAAACAACAAAGCCUUGAGUUCGAAUAUUGGUCAUCACUACCCUCCUCUGUUUCUUCCAAUAAUUAUUUGAUUUAACAUUAGUGGCAAAUGCCAUCUCUUUUUAAACAAAAAAAAACUGUUGGUGUGGUGGAUGGAAUUUUAAAAAGUGUUUUUAUUCGUAUCUGAGUUUUAGGUUUGGUUUGAAUAAUAGGUUUCGAGAUCCUUCCUUUGGCUAUAGCAAACAACUUAUUUCGUGUCUCGUCUUGAGAUUACUUUUUAGGUUUGAUUUUUCUUCUUCUUCUUCUUCCAAAUAUGGUUUAUUUUCAUGUCAGCCAAUAAAUGGUUUAAAAUAGGCGAAGUAAAAACGCAAAAAGAGGAGGUUGGUGACUUGUACUCAACUGCUACAAAAUUCUCCUCUGUAUUUUUGACCCUCUCUAUACUAGACUAAACUCUACUUACUUGCACCACAAGUCUUGAAAUUGUCGAUAGACGCCUAAAUAGAUGUAUGUAACUAUAUAAAAUGAUUUAUACUAGUAUCUUCUUGUGAUCUCUAAAAAUGGCGUUGUCACACAUGAUAGACCUCCGGAUAUCGGUUACCCUUGUUGUUGUUUUCUUCCUUUUAACUACAUUUCCAGGUAUCGCUUACGGUGACGAAGACGAUUCAGAAGGAGGUGGAGGUGGCGGGCCAGGGUUUGGCGGUGGUGGCACAGGUGUGGGAGGCGGAGGGAUAGGCGGUGGCGGGCCAGGAUUUGGCGGUGGUGGAACAGGUGUGGGAGGUGGAGGGAUAGGCGGUGGUGGCACCGGUGUGGGAGGUGGUGGUACUGGAUUUAGCGGUGGAGGGACGGGUUUAGGUGGAGGAGGAUUGGGUGGCAGUAGCGGUGGAGGGACAGGUUUUGGAGGAGGAGGACUAGGCGGCGGCGGAGGGACAGGUUUUGGAGGAGGAGGACUAGGUGGCGGCGGUUUAGGUGGGAACGAUCCACCGGAGAUAGUUGCGAAAGCUUUGGAAUGCUUAAAUGAGAAACACAUCUACAGAGAAUGCGAGGAUGCAUGGAGGCUAACUUUAAACGGAGACCUGAACAUUCCGGUGGCGAGGGCGGAUGAGUUCUGCGAGGGACCAUGCUUCUCCGAAACACAUUUGGCUUUGAAUUGCAUUGAUGAGAUUGUUCACCACUUCAGAUUCUUCAACAGAGCCACCGUUUACAACAUCCGUGAAACCCUCAAGUCCGGCUGCAGCUACGGACCUGAACGAGGCAUUUUCAACGUUCUAGAGCACAUCGAAGAUGAAGAAGAAAAUGGAAAUGAGAGAAUGAAGGCAAGGUCUGGACCGUUGCUUGGGACUGUGUUGUUCAUCAUUGCCUUGCUUCUUUAAGAGCUGUCUUAAUGUUUAAUCUUUAGCUAUUAUCUUAUAGAUGUUGCUUAUUUGACAAUUACAAUAUAUAUAAAUCGAUCUCUUUGUAUCUACGGAGAGACUAUCUAAUCGAGGAGUACGUUUAUAUAUAGUUUUUUCUUUCUUGUUUAAGAAAAACAAAAUUUGUGUUGUUUGUAUAAAAGAUAUUUUACGAAAAGCCAGUUUAGUGUUGUGACUAGUUUUGUAGGUUCAUAGUCAUUUUAUUACUUCAAAAUUAAACAUAUUAAGGAAUUGGAUUAUUUAAAAGUCGUCAAGUUUCCAACAGUUGGAUCUACCAUUCUCUCCAAUUGUGCUAAGCUUUGAAAAGAAUUAUCAUAUGCUGAUCCAUUAUAGUAUAUGAAUAUAAUUUAGCUCUACUAACAAAAUAGUGAAAAAAUAGGUCUAGAUCUUCUUGUGUGUGUGUGUGUGUGUAAGAGAAUAUACCGUUUCUCAGUAUUAUAAUAUCGAACGCAUAUUCGCUUUUAUUAAUUUGGAGCAGCUAGACAGUCACUUGAAUCUAAAGUACAAUUUGAUUGGCUAUGGGUUAAAGUCUUAAAGAUCCAACUUCUGUCCGCCUUUAAAUUUUCAUAUGAUCAUGAUGCGUUUCACACAAAUACCGAUUGUAAUAUUGUACCAACGUUUUCUCCCUUUUUGGUAAAUCGUGUGAACGGUAACUUUAAUUUGCUUUAAGCUAAUUGUGGUAAAAUAUCCAAGUAUGUUUUUCAUUCUCUUCUUAAUCUAUAUACGCAUAAUCGUAUUUGUUCAUAUCAUAGUGAAUCUUUGGGUGCUUAUUUACCUUAUUAUAAUUUGUCUUUUUAAUGAUGGACACAAAAUGAAUCCAAAAUUGAUAAUUUUGUGUGUCCUUAAAUCUCAACUAAUACAAAUCCCAUGAUCCUAGUUUCGCAGGAUAUACAAUUAAUUCAAUCAAAACGUGAUCAAGUUGAUCGCACAAUGUAAACAAAUUACAAUUAGUGCAAUUAAUGUUUUUUGGUGAAUAAGUCGAUUGCCUUGGCCAUUGCAUAAUAUGAUUUAUUUCUAAUUGUGCGUUUUACAUCUCUAAAAAUAUGAUUUCUUUUAUGAGUUUUUUUUCUGAACAUUUCUGAUGAGUAUACUAAUACUAUAACACAAAAGAGAACAUACAAAUUAGAGUUCCACAAAUCAUAAACAUUUUAGUUGUCUUGUUUUGUCUUUCUAAUUGAAAGUUUCCUUUUAAGAUUUUUAAAAUACAAGAAAGAAAUCAUAUAUUUUGUUCGUCAUGAAAAGAUAAAUUAUUUCUAAGACAAAACAAUUUUGCUUUCUGGAGCUAUGCAGUACAACUGUACAAGUGUAUAUGAUAUAUGGUUACAUGAAGGACAUGUCGAUGAAUGAAAAUAGGUAGGGUUAUUGAUUGCUCAAGUGCUCAUAUGCAAGACAAAGCGUAUUUAUGUCAAAGCUCGGAUUUAUGUAAGUUGGUGAGAGGAUCGCAGGAUCCUUAUGGACCUGCAUGGCUAUUACAGUAACCUCUCUCUUUACACAUCUUAUUUAUGCAAACGGACCCUUACAUAUGGACCCAAAUUAAAUUUAUAUACAAUAUUUUUUUUGACUAA
Brassica napus (rape) is the source of this 3040-nucleotide messenger RNA. RefSeq names its product trihydrophobin-like. NCBI's taxonomy places the organism in Eukaryota, Viridiplantae, Streptophyta, Magnoliopsida, Brassicales, Brassicaceae. Bases 624 to 1436 code for a protein of 270 amino acids. The record is from RefSeq and is a predicted model, not a curated record. The transcript has 4 exons.